UUUGUAUUUCGCUCCGCAGUCCGUGCGUUCGCACGCGGUGGACCCCGUGGCGCGUUGUUAUGAUCUAACAUGGCGGAAUGUAGUGUUGUGGCUGCCUCAGUGUCUAUGUCAGUUUCAGAGUGAUAAUAGCUCAGAGACAAGCGAACGUACGGCGAUGCGAGCCGGCGACCGGCCAGCACGAUUAUUCGCUUGAGAUCGUCGUGUUCCCACGUGCCAGCAACGCGGCAGCCAGCGUCUUCGCCUCGCCACGGGUUUUCCGUUCGCCGCGGCGACAGCAUCGUACACAGAGGUGGUGAGAAAGUGCACACACACGGAGGAACGGCCGAGGUUUGCCGACAAUCGGGAGGUAUCGCUCGCCGCGGAGUGAUCGCGUCAUCGUCCCCGCCGCGCUCGCAUGCACCGCAAGUAGUGGCUGAUACCGUGCGACCGAUCGUCGCGGCUACUCGCUACACGUGAGAGCGCGGGACUACGUGCACGUACGUGGGAUUCUUACGUUUGCUACGUUAUUUUCCCGCGCGCUCGUCGCCGUCGAGGGAGAGCUUCCCGGCGGUUUCACGGUGCAGGUUGGACCGAUUAUCUCGUCCAACGUUCAGCCUGUGUACUUUGAUCACCUUGGUAAAUAGUCGCAGCAUCGUGGGAGAUCCUGGAGACACGACCCUCGACAUCCGUAUGACGCUCUCGUUCCAUUGUUCAUCAGGCUGCUAUUCGUAUAACUUGCAACGCAAAAAACUACCGCUUCUUCACGGGACACGAUCGCGCAUAUCUCUCUUGUCCCAUCCGACAUCGUUGUACACUGAAUGGUGUCGUGAGCUAAGUGUAUAUUGUUCAUGUAAACGUAUAUAUUGUUUGCUACUCGAGACUCCGGCUGGAACCGUUAGUCGUCUCUUUUGACGCUCCUUCCUUGAUUGAGUAGUCGAAGGAAAGGUACAUAGAUUCAGAGGGAGAGAAAGAAAGACACGUGUGUGUGUGUGUGUGUGUGUGUAUGUGUGUACACUGCGUACCUACGAACCAUUCUUUAGCGAAGACUUUGGCGUAUAUCAGCGUUUUGUUUAUACUAUAGUAGUGAAUAAUGCAAUAACAGGAAACCUUGAUGGGUUGUACUAGAGCGUACAGAGGUUUAACAUAUCUGGGUUUCUGUGCGUUUGUUAAUACGACAGGCAUCUGAAUAUUUUUAUUGUAAAGAUAAGCACUGAGUGGGCCAAAGAUUGAGCAAAUCUAGAAAAGGCAUGCAGCAUAGCUGGUGAUAAUAUCUGGGAAGGAGUGUACUAAUUAGUUUUACAAUAUGACGGACACGCGAAGAAGAGUAAAAUUAUAUGCGCUUAAUGCAGAUAGACAAUGGGAUGAUCGUGGAACUGGUCAUGUAUCAUCUUCCUAUGUAGAUAGAUUAAAGGGGAUUUCUCUGUUGGUAAGGGCAGAAAGCGAUGGCUCUGUCUUAUUGGAGAGUAGAAUACAGCCUGAUACAGCAUAUCAGAAACAACAGGAUACUUUAAUAGUAUGGUCAGAAGGAGACAAUUUUGACCUAGCCUUAAGUUUUCAAGAGAAGGCUGGCUGUGACGAGAUAUGGGAGAAGAUUUGCCAAGUACAAGGCAAGGAUCCAUCAGUAGAAAUUACCCAAGAUAUUGUAGAAGAAUCUGAGGAUGAACGGUUCGAUGAUAUGUCCGACGCGGCACCACCAAUUGAAUUACCUCCGUGCGAACUUAGCCGAUUGGAAGAUAUUAAUGAGCUCAUAGAGAAUUGUUUAACCUCACCGAUGAGAAAAGAAAAAUUAGCUGUCGCGCUGGAAUCCGAGGGUUACAUUAAGAAAUUGCUAAAUCUCUUUCACACGUGCGAAGAUUUGGAGAAUAUUGAGGGAUUGCAUCAUCUUUACGAUAUAUUCAAAAAUAUUUUCUUACUCAAUAAGAAUGCGUUGUUCGAAGUUAUGUUCAGCGACGACACGAUUUUCGACGUUGUUGGAUGUUUAGAGUACGAGCCGACGUUAUCUCAGCCAAAGAGGCAUAGAGAAUACCUUCGACAAUUAGCCAGAUUUAAGCAAGCAAUUCCCAUCACAAACGCCGAACUGUUAGCUAAAAUCCAUCAAACAUACAGAGUUCAGUACAUUCAAGACGUAGUGCUGCCAACCCCGAGUGUAUUCGAAGAUAAUAUGCUGAGUACAUUGAGUAGUUUUAUAUUUUUCAAUAAAGUUGAAAUAGUGACUUUAAUACAAGACGAUGAAAAGUUUCUUACUGAACUUUUUCGUCAGUUAACAGACGAAGCGACAUUAGAUAGCAAGAGGCGCGACUUGGUUCUCUUUUUGAAGGAGUUUUGUAACUUUUCUCAGAAUCUUCAGCCGCAAGGGAAAGAGGCGUUUUAUAAGACAUUAACAGCACUUGGUAUACUUCCCGCUCUAGAAAUUACCUUGGCAAUAAACGACGCGCAGACGAAAACGGCCAGUAUAGACAUAUUGACUUACAUCGUGGAGUACUCUCCGAGCGUUGUACGAGAUUACACGUUACAACAGUUAAAUAGCGCAGAUCAGGACCAAAUGUUAGUCAACGUAAUAGUUGCUCAACUUGUCGGAGACAGCGAUCCCGAGUUAGGUGGAGCGGUUCAGUUGGCCGGCGUGUUGCGUUUACUUCUGGAUCCGGAGAACAUGUUGGCUUCUGUUAACAAAACAGAAAAGACUGAUUUCCUAAAUUACUUUUACAAGAAUAGUAUUGUUACUCUGAUAGCGCCUCUCCUGGCAAAUACAAUCGGGGAACAGCCCGCGAGAGAGGAUUACAGAACGGUACAACUUUUGGGACUGAUUCUGGAACUGUUGUCGUUCUGCGUGGAGCAUCACACGUAUCACAUCAAGAAUUGCAUAUUAAACAAAGACCUACUCAGAAGAAUACUGGUUUUGAUGAAAUCAACACACACAUUUUUAGUGCUGUGCGCAUUAAGGUUUAUGAGGAAGAUCAUAGCUUUGAAGGAUGAAUUUUAUAAUAGAUACAUAAUUAAGGGUAAUCUCUUUGCACCUGUAUUUGAUGCAUUUGUAAGGAACAAUGGCAGAUACAAUCUCCUAGACUCAGCUAUAUUAGAGAUGUUCGAGUUUAUUAAGUUGGAGGACAUAAAGUCGCUCUGUUCACAUGUUGUCGAGAACUUUUCGAGGGAACUCGAGGCGAUUGAUUACGUACAAACAUUUAAGGCAUUGAAAUUAAGAUACGAACAACAUCAAGACAAGCUGAAAGAUCGUGAUAGAGCUGCUAUUGACAGCGUACCGUCAAUUUUGCGGAACAGUCGAUAUCGCAGAGAUCAACGGCAGAUAGACGAAGAAGAAGAGCUGUGGUUUAACGACGAGGAGGAAUACGACGAUGGUGAAGCGGUGGUACCUGCAGCGGCGGCAACAGCCGAUCUCGUGUCGCCAGCCUCCACCAAGAAGCAAUCCUCCUCUUCAAAUUCGACGCUCAGUCCUGCGCUUGCAGACUCGAAGAGUCACCAACAACAGCAGCAGCAGCAACAGUCCGUGUUAAAUAACAAUACUUCCAACAACAACAUUACCUCGCAGCAACCACAAAUCAACAGUAGCUCGUCGACAACGAACGAAUCACCUAUCGCUUCGGAUAUAACUCCUAAUUCGGCGAUUGGCAGCGUGGAGAAAACGGGAACAGCAUUGUUCAAAAAGGGAUUGGUCGAUUAUGAAGGAGAUUCGGACGAGGAAGACGAGGAUUCAGAAUUAAGUCCCUCCCCAAAGCGACAACGAUUGUCAUAGUAGGCGAACAUUGGGAAGAACAAGGCCGUUGUGAUUCUUAAUUCCUAUUAUAAUUUCUAACCUUCCUGUGUGUAAAAAAAUACAAGCAGAUCUACCCUCAUAAAUAUUGGAAGUGACACGGAUGGAGCUUUCUCUCUAAGGAAUGGACACACAACAAGUGCUUUUAAGAAUAAAAUUAAAAAGAAGUGGCACAGGCAAGAACUGGAAAAAGAAGUGGGCACUCAUUCUGUUUGUGUUGAUUUGUGUAUAGUAAACAAAAUAUAAGUAGGGUUGGAAUGAAAAUUGUAAAAUGAUUUGUUCGCGAAUUCGGUUUGUGCGAGCUGGUUGAAAGCUACUGUUGUACAUAAAAUGAAAGGAUGCACAUCACGCACAGACGGGAUUGAAUUAACGAGAUUGUACGAGUUACGAAAUGUGAAGUAAUAAUAAUGAAAACACGUGUAUCCGUUGGUUCAAAUGCCUCUGCUGUGCUUUUGGCAUUUAAGUAAAUUUUUCUAUGACGGUAUUCCAUUCACACCGUACGACUGAAUUCGCUGUCUGUAUAUCGAGGUGUAUUGGAAAACGAGAAUGAGAGAAGAAUGAACGUUUUUCAACCGAUGUCUCGAAGAGUGGUUUAAUGUGGUGAUAUUGCAAUGUGCAACGCAAUAUGAUGUGACCGAGUGCUAUGUAAUGCAUAAGAGAGUAAAAGAUAUUAAGCGAAUCCACAGUCCAUUCCACUUGUCUGGAAAACGCGCGCGCGUCACAUUAGGGUAAACCAAUAUCACGGAUAACCGAGGCGUUCGAGGCAAGAGCGGAGAACGCGAGUGAGGGUAAAUAAUUUGUAUCAUCUUUCCGUUUUUUUCUUCUUGAACAUACGAUGUUAUAUCUAUUCCGUGUAUCUUCACCGGGGGGGGAACAAUUGUACAGUUGUACUCGACAAUUUUCACGCUCAGUUUCCUCGCUCUUUCUACCUCCAACGCCCACGUAUGCAUCCGUUUCAUUUCAGGAACAGAGUUAAUCACGGACUUACUUCGCUCUACGUGUGGACUUUGAAAAGGUCUAUGCCAAACCUAGUUAAACCUAGCGACCCUUGCAGAUACGAAGAGAGAGAUCUAAGCUUAGAGAUAUACACUAUGAUAAACUGCACAGGUCGCAGUUGUCUAUGUGUGUGUGUGUUAGACUCCAAGGAACUUAGAAUAUACGCAACGUAAGGUCAAAUUUCGUGUGAGGGAGUACUUGAAGUACCGCACAAAAAAAAGAAGUAAAAAGGCAAGAGAAGGACAACUGAGCGUUUUAAUUUUGCCAUUCGUCAGUUUUUUUUUUUUAUCGCUUACUGCGCGAUAGAGGGAACCUGUUUUCUCCUGAGAAGGUUCAUGAAACCUUAUGCAGGUCAUUAGAGGUAGUAUUUAGUUUGUAUAUAUAUGUAUAUUUGUAACGAUUGUAAGACACACGCAUACAUAUACAUUCUUGGAUUAAGCAGAAAUACGCAGUCUCUUUGUUAAGAAUUCGGUCCUUUUUGAAAUACUUUCAACAGGCUUUUUGGUUGUCAAUGUAAUUAGUAGUAAUUGUACAAUAAAUACUUGAUUUAUGUAUAUUCACCAGUCUGCACACUUCAUGCCCAAUGUUAAUCCUUGAUGUGUAUAAAGUAUAACCUGGAAUGAAUGUAUUAUGCAAUUGUCGAACACAUUAGGCUUAAAGACACCGUUGUCCGUAUGAAUUAUUCACAUCUACGUGGGCAAAAUGGAGCCAGAGGUUGUAGGAAAGCGCUUUGUAAAGAAAAAAAAGAAAAAAAAUAACACCGAGUAGAACUGCACACGCGAUCUAGCUUUGUUAAGAAACGUGUUUAUUAC
Dinoponera quadriceps is the source of this 5553-nucleotide messenger RNA. It is a transcript of the gene flfl, whose product is annotated as serine/threonine-protein phosphatase 4 regulatory subunit 3. Gene Ontology annotation, cellular component: nucleoplasm; protein phosphatase 4 complex. The transcript has 5 exons. Lineage: Eukaryota; Metazoa; Arthropoda; Insecta; Hymenoptera; Formicidae. Bases 1283 to 3727 code for a protein of 814 amino acids. The record is from RefSeq and is a predicted model, not a curated record. Gene Ontology annotation, biological process: protein dephosphorylation; DNA damage response. Gene Ontology annotation, molecular function: protein phosphatase activator activity.